AUGAGGAAUUUGCAGAAAAUUCUCUCUAUUGUUUUCCUCCUGUUCUUCAUCUUCACUGCACCAUCCUGUGCGGAUAUCAUAUCUGUGAAGAUCGGUUCUGAUGACCGAGGUCUGAUCGACUUCCACAAGUUCGAGUUCACAAACAUGGGUCAACUCUCCGUUUCCAUCUCCUCCGUCUCAGUCUCUUCUAUGCCUGUCACCUCAAACUUAUCACGACCUGAUCUUUCACGUAUUGGUUUCUUCCUUGUCUCGGACUAUGCAUUGUACUAUAUAAUUGACGAACAUUCAUGUUACCUGGAUUCUAAAUACAUCUCACUCCUAUUUACUUUCCAAGAUAUCUCGCCUCCUUCUCAGUCUUCUUUCAACAAAUCGUAUGCUGUGACAUAUCCAAAUUCCUACACACUCACAUUCGCCAACUGCAACCCCCUAUCACACGUAACAAUGGACGUGAAGACAGAGUUCUACAACACCCAUAAUGGCACUACUAAAGACUACCUACCAGCCGGGCAAACAAAGCUCCCCUCUCUUUACUUCAAUUUGUCCCUCAUUUACCUGUGUUCUCUAGCUUUUUGGAUCUCCAUAUGCUUCAAGAACUAUCCAUCUUUUCAUUGGAUUCAUUUACUCAUGGGUGUUUUGCUUCUUAUGAAGGGGCUUAACUUGUUAUCUGCAGCCAAGGUCCAACAUUCUAUAAAGGUUACAGGCACUCCUCUUCAUGGAUGGAAUGUCUUGCUUUACAUAUUUCAGUUUAUCAGGACUGUGCUCUUUUACACUGUGAUGGCGGCGACCAUUGACGGAUGUUGGUUCUUGAAGCCGAUUAUUCUAACUAAGAACAGUUUGAUGAUUGUGAUCCCACUUCAAUUUUUUGCUACAAUAGCUUCUAAAGUGGCACGUGAGGUUUUACUUGAAGAAUCCUUGCUGUGGGACAUUGGAUCACUUUUUGCAGCAAACAUUUGUAAAACUUUUUUCAUCGUGCUCAUUGGAUUUGCGGUUUACUUCACUUCAGAGACUGAUGAGGCAGUGACAAAUUAUUCUGCAAAGUUUUCUCUAAUUCGGCUGUUCUAUGUUGUGUUUAUUUUAUGGUCGUGCGUUGAUUUUGUUUGUGGAGUUGUGGGCAGUGAUUGGGCAAUGGCAGCAGAGAUAGCGACUCUUGUGUUGUACAUGGUAAUGUUUUUAUUGUUCAGGCCAUCUGAGAAAAGCGAAUAUUUUGUUCCACCGGUACCAGAGGGGCUCGUUGGGGAUGCGGAGCUUGGAUGUGGUGUUUGA
This is a messenger RNA of Lactuca virosa, 1263 nucleotides long. NCBI's taxonomy places the organism in Eukaryota, Viridiplantae, Streptophyta, Magnoliopsida, Asterales, Asteraceae. The record is from the annotation of a GenBank genome assembly.